ACUCUGAUGAGUCCCGUUUCUGUGCAGGUGCUACGGCAAUACUAGUCGACACCUGUGUUUGUUCCUUCCUUUCCCAUAGGUUACACAUCGUGCGUCUUCCCAUCCUUCCUUUAGUCCGCCUGAAAUCUCGGCAUCUGCAGCCAGCACCCGCCAGUCGAUUGACCAGUCUUUUAACUUCUGACGUGUUUAGGUGUCUUAGAUUACAGCGAUCAGCUGAGAUUAUAUUUCUUUUUUAUUGUCCGUCUUUUUAGACCUCACGGUUGAUCGGGCGCUUUUUUUUUUUUUUUUUUUCCUGCUUUAAAAAAGGCCGAAAUUCGCGUUUCGCAGCAUCUUGCUUGAACUUUUCCUGAGCUCCCUCGAGGACCGGAAAAAAAAUCCCCGCAAUGCUUCGUACUACAGCCGUUAAGGCCACCAACAGUGGUGUGCUGCGCGGAGCCGCUUGCUCUGCCUGCCGACGACCCUUCUCUCUUGCUUCGACCGUCAGACCCGCUUCCAGCCAGAGCUCAAAAUUCGGCGUGACUGCGAGACGACCUCUCGCCGUUGUUGACCGUCUGUCCAAUGGCAAGAGAUAUGCUGCCUCCGCGGCGGGCGUGGACCCCAACGAUUCCUUCCUGUCGGGGAACACCGCCAACUAUAUCGAUGAAAUGUACAUGGCGUGGAAGAAAGACCCGUCCAGCGUGCACAUCUCGUGGCAAACGUAUUUCAAGAACAUGGAAGACGGCAACAUGCCCGUGACCCAGGCCUUCCAGCCCCCUCCGACUCUCGUGCCCACCCCGACUGGCGGUGUCCCUCAAGAAAUGCCGGGCGCUGGCCUCUCCCUCGGUCCCGCCACCGACGUGACGAAUCAUCUGAAGGUCCAGCUGCUGGUCCGCGCCUACCAGGCUCGUGGCCACCACAAGGCCAAGAUCGACCCCCUGGGCAUCCGUGGCGAGGCCGAGGCGUUUGGCUACAACAAGCCCAAGGAGCUCGAGCUCGACCACUACGGCUUCACCGAGCGCGAUCUGGACGAGGAGUUCACCCUCGGACCCGGUAUCCUGCCGCGGUUUGCCACCGAGGAGCGCAAGAAGAUGUCGCUGCGUGAGAUCAUCGCCACCUGCGAGAAGAUCUACUGCGGCUCGUACGGCGUGGAGUACAUCCACAUCCCCGACCGCAAGCCCUGCGACUGGAUCCGCGACCGCUUCGAGAUCCCCGAACCCUACAAGUACUCGGUCGACGACAAGCGCCGCAUCCUGGACCGCUUGAUCUGGAGUCACAGCUUCGAGUCCUUCCUGGCCACCAAGUUCCCCAACGACAAGCGUUUCGGUCUGGAGGGUUGCGAAACCCUGGUGCCCGGUAUGAAGGCCCUGAUCGACCGCAGUGUCGACUACGGCAUCAAGGACAUCGUCAUCGGUAUGCCUCACCGUGGUCGUCUGAACGUCCUCUCCAACGUCGUUCGCAAGCCCAACGAGUCCAUCUUCAGCGAGUUUGCCGGUUCGACCGAGCCCUCCGACGAGGGCUCCGGUGAUGUCAAGUACCACCUGGGUAUGAACUUCGAGCGUCCCACGCCCUCCGGCAAGCGUGUCCAGCUGUCUCUGGUCGCCAACCCCUCCCAUCUGGAGGCCGAGGACCCCGUGGUGCUCGGUAAGGCCCGCUCCAUCCAGCACUACAACAACGACGAGACGGAGUUCAAUACUGCCAUGGGUGUCUUGCUGCACGGUGAUGCUGCCUUCGCCGCCCAGGGUGUCGUGUACGAGACCAUGGGAUUCCACUCUCUGCCCGCCUACUCCACCGGCGGUACCAUUCACAUCAUCGUGAACAACCAGAUCGGUUUCACCACCGACCCCCGCUACUCCCGGUCCACUCCUUACUGCUCCGACAUCGCCAAGUCCAUCGAUGCCCCCGUCUUCCACGUCAACGCCGACGACGUCGAGGCCGUCAACUACGUCUGCCAGGUCGCUGCCGACUGGCGUGCCGAGUUCAAGCGCGACGUUGUCAUCGACAUCGUCUGCUACCGUAAGCAGGGUCACAACGAGACCGACCAGCCCUCGUUUACUCAGCCCUUGAUGUACAAGCGCAUUGCGGAGCAGAAGCUCCAGCUCGAGAAGUACGUCGAGAAGCUGAUCGCCGAGGGUACCUUCACCAAGGAGGACAUCGACGAGCACAAGAAGUGGGUCUGGGGCAUGCUCAACGACAGCUUCGACCGUAGCAAGGACUACCAGCCCACCAGCAAGGAGUGGCUGACCUCCGCCUGGAACGGCUUCAAGACCCCCAAGGAGCUGGCCACCGAGGUCCUGCCUCACCUCCCCACCGGCGUCGAGUCUCCUCUGCUGCAGCACGUUGCCGGCAAGGUCAGCGAUGCUCCCGAGGGCUUCACCCUGCACCGCAACCUCAAGCGUAUCUUGUCGAACCGCAAGAAGACCGUCGAUGAGGGCAAGAACAUCGACUGGGCCACCGCCGAGGCUCUGGCCUUCGGUUCCCUCGUUAACGAGGGCUACCACGUCCGUGUCUCCGGUCAGGAUGUUGAGCGUGGUACCUUCUCCCAGCGUCAUGCCGUCCUGCACGACCAGGAGACCGAGAAUACCUACACUCCUUUGCAGAACAUCAGCGACGGACAGGGCAGCUUUGUCAUCUCCAACUCCUCUCUCAGUGAAUUCGGAGCUCUUGGAUUUGAGUACGGUUACUCUCUGACCUCUCCCAACGCGCUCGUGAUGUGGGAGGCUCAGUUCGGUGACUUCGCCAACAACGCUCAGUGUAUCAUCGAUCAGUUCAUCGCUUCCGGCGAGUCCAAGUGGUUCCAGCGAUCCGGUCUUGUCGUGUCUCUGCCCCACGGUUAUGAUGGCCAGGGUCCUGAGCACUCUUCGGGCAGAAUGGAGCGUUGGUUGCAGCUCUGCAACGAGGAGCCUCGUGUCUACCCCUCCGCCGACAAGCUCGACCGCCAGCACCAGGACUGCAACAUGCAGAUUGCCUACAUGACCACCCCCGGCAACCUGUUCCACAUCCUGCGUCGCCAGAUUCACCGCCAGUUCCGCAAGCCCCUUGUGAUCUUCUUCUCCAAGUCUCUCCUGCGUCACCCGAUUGCCCGCUCUUCCAUUGAGGAGUUCACCGGCGAUUCUCACUUCCAGUGCAUCAUCCCUGACCCGGCCCACGGCACGGCUAUUGACGAGCCUGAGAAGAUCGAGCGGGUUAUCCUGUGCUCUGGCCAGGUCUACGCCACCCUUGUGAAGCACCGUGAGGCCCAGGGUCUCCGCAACACCGCCAUCACUCGCAUCGAGCAGCUCCACCCCUUCCCUUGGGCUCAGCUCAAGGAGAACCUGGACAGCUACCCCAACGCCCGUAACAUCGUCUGGGCCCAGGAGGAGCCCCUCAACGCCGGUGCCUGGAGCUACGCCCAGCCCCGCAUUGAGACCCUGCUGAACGCGACGGAGCACCACAACCGCCGUCACGUUCUCUACGCCGGUCGUUCCCCUAGUGCCUCCGUGGCCUCGGGUCUCAAGUCCGUCCACUUGAAGGAAGAGCAGGAAUUCCUCGAGGAUGCCUUCACCGUCCACCAGGACCGGUUGAAGGGCGAGUAAAUUGGAAGGGAGAAUUAGACGAGCUGACAGCUCAAUAGAAGGUAUUGUCGCAGCAUUUUUUUCCCGGGUGCCAUGUGCGGUUGUUUGAGGGGAGAGAGAAAUGGCAGCGCCUACUCGUUUCAGUCUCCUAUGUAUGAUUUUUCAUUUGUUGUCUGCAUAGUUGCACGGUGUUGAUAACUCCGCCUGUGCUUGUGCCCGCAGGGGCUUUGGCAUUUUCAGGUUUCAUCUCUGGCACGAGCAGCAUGAUCUGGCCUGUCUAUACCUAGCAUGUGUUUCUUUUUUUGUUUGUUUUCUUUUUGCCGUGCAUGUAAAUUAAGGACUUUGGUAUAAUAUCGAUGUGUCUUGUUUCUUUG
This is a messenger RNA of Aspergillus steynii IBT 23096, 3904 nucleotides long. It is a transcript of the gene kgd1, whose product is annotated as alpha-ketoglutarate dehydrogenase KGD1. Gene Ontology annotation, cellular component: oxoglutarate dehydrogenase complex; mitochondrion. The coding region runs from base 384 to 3551 and encodes 1055 amino acids. Gene Ontology annotation, molecular function: oxoglutarate dehydrogenase (succinyl-transferring) activity; thiamine pyrophosphate binding. The transcript is spliced from 4 exons. The record is from RefSeq and is a predicted model, not a curated record. NCBI's taxonomy places the organism in Eukaryota, Fungi, Ascomycota, Eurotiomycetes, Eurotiales, Aspergillaceae. Gene Ontology annotation, biological process: tricarboxylic acid cycle.